CUCCCACUACUCCUCCUCCUCCUCCUACUACUACUUUAUCCAAAGGAGAAAAUGUCAAGUCCUCUCCCCAUUUUGAUUUUCCUCCUCACUCUCCUAACUCCUCGUUUUGUCCUCUCUUCACCAGUUCAAGACCCUGAACUUGUAGUACAAGAUGUACUCAAGAGCAUCAAUGGCUCUAGGAGAAACUUGGCAUAUAUGUCUUGUGGGAGUGGGAAUCCAAUUGAUGACUGCUGGAGGUGUGACCCUAAUUGGGAGAGCAACCGCCAACGAUUAGCAGAUUGUGCAAUUGGGUUCGGUAAGGAUGCAAUCGGAGGAAGAAAUGGUCGAAUCUACGUCGUUACAGACUCCGGCGAUGAUAAUCCUGUAAACCCUAUACCAGGCACUCUUAGACAUGCUGUCAUUCAAGAUGAGCCAUUGUGGAUCAUUUUCAAGAGAGACAUGGUAAUUAGGCUUAACCAAGAACUUGUGAUGAAUUCUUUCAAGACAAUUGAUGGUAGAGGUGCAAGUGUUCACAUUGCCGGUGGGCCAUGCAUUACAAUUCACUAUGCUACCAACAUUAUCAUCCAUGGCAUUAACAUUCAUGAUUGCAAGCAAGGAGGGAAUGGCAACAUUAGAGACUCUCCUCACCAUUCCGGGUGGUGGAGAGUAUCGGACGGCGACGGAAUAGCCAUCUUUGAUAGCAAGCAUAUUUGGGUAGACCAUUGUUCGUUGUCUAACUGUAAUGAUGGACUAAUUGAUGCAAUCCAUGGCUCCACAGCUAUCACUAUUUCUAACAACUACUUUACACAUCAUGACAAAGUCAUGUUGUUGGGACACAGCGACUCUUACACUCAAGAUAAAGGCAUGCAAGUCACUAUUGCCUUUAAUCAUUUUGGUGAAGGACUAGUCCAAAGGAUGCCAAGAUGUCGACAUGGAUACUUUCACGUUGUGAACAAUGACUACACACACUGGGAAAUGUAUGCUAUCGGAGGGAGUGCUGCUCCGACAAUAAAUAGCCAAGGAAAUCGAUUUCUGGCACCGGACGUGAGAUUUAGGAAGGAAGUUACAAAGCAUGAGGAUGCACCAGAGAGUGAGUGGCGUAAUUGGAACUGGAGAUCAGAGGGGGAUUUGAUGAUGAAUGGUGCCUAUUUCAGGCAAUCCGGGGCCGGUGCAUCAUCGGUAUAUGCAAGAGCUUCUAGCCUGAGUGCAAGGCCAUCUACUCUUGUGGCUGGAAUGACUACCACAGCUGGUGCACUUAACUGUAGGAAGGGCUCUCGCUGCUAAAAAUAAUUAAUUAAGAACAAGCUAGCCAUAAUAUUAAGUAUUAUGCUCGAUCUUCUAUAAGCAAUUAAUCUUUUAUAUAUUUUGGCUAAGUAUGCAUUCACAACCUCUCUCUUUUGCUUAAUUAGUCAUUCUCUACUAUCCUUAUGAAUGAGGAAAGCAAGAGCAGAAGUGUUACGGUUUGCUUCACAUGUCAAAUGCAAAUGACUUCUGCUUUAUGUUUUGAAUGCAAAUUAUCUUCCAAAAAGACUUAUAUUUCAUAUUGUGGCAUCAAAAGUCAAGAAAAGAAAUGGAGAUCAAGCUUGU
Tripterygium wilfordii is the source of this 1566-nucleotide messenger RNA. RefSeq names its product pectate lyase-like. Lineage: Eukaryota; Viridiplantae; Streptophyta; Magnoliopsida; Celastrales; Celastraceae. Gene Ontology annotation, molecular function: pectate lyase activity. Bases 52 to 1263 code for a protein of 403 amino acids. The record is from RefSeq and is a predicted model, not a curated record. The transcript is spliced from 3 exons.